UGUUCGUCAUGGCCCGCGCAGCUCGCGCCACUAAAUUCACCUCAGCGCGCCGCGAUCCGUCGAGCUCCCGUUUAACGAGCACAUUCCGCUGCUCUCUGGUGCUGAUCGGUGCACUGGUGUUCUCCGGGCUCGUGUAGUGCGAAACACGGAGGAUAGUUAGUCGGUUUUGUUCGUUUUAUGUCGGCUGGCGAUUAUUUAUGUGCUAAUGCUAAGAUUAGCUUCAAGAGAAGAAAAACAGACUAGCGCAGAAAUGGCAAUAAACACCGAUUAAUCUUCAGUUUAUUGACGGAACAAGAUAUUUAAAGAGACAACGACUUUAUUUUUUGAUAAAAAUACACAUCUUGUGUUUAUAUUAAGUAGUUUUGGCGUUUGUGGCCCGUGGCAGUCCAUUCAGAACAAUCCACAAGCAUCAUGUGUCCAUUAAGGAUCCCGCUCCAGUAUGUCCGAAACUGUGAAGUAUGUGGACGAUGAGCACAGGACCAUCUUUCUGAAGCUACUGAACGAGCAGCGAUUGGAAGGAGAGCACUGCGACAUCGCGGUCGUGGUGGAGGAUGUGAAGUUCAGAGCGCAUCGCUGUGUGUUAGCGGCGUGCAGCAACUACUUCAAAAAACUCUUUAAGAAACACGAGGUCGACAGUUCGUCCGUUAUCGAGAUCGACUUCAUCCGCGCGGACAUCUUUGAGGAGGUGCUCAAUUACAUGUACACCGCGAAGAUUUCCGUCAAGAAGAAGGACGUGAAUCUAAUGAUGUCCUCCGGGCAGAUUCUCGGGAUACGCUUUCUGGAUAAGCUCUGCUCGCAGAAACGCGACAUGUCGCCAGACGAGAAAACCAACGACGCUAGGAACGCGAAGUUCCCGUACGACAUGGUAAAAAUGGGGCUUCCGACGGAAGAUCCUCCGUUGAAUCCAGACCCCGACGUUCAGGUGCUCGGCGACCAAGACGACACGCCGUCAGACGACAUCGGUGAGGAAGCGCAAAGCAAUCACGACUUAGACAAAUCGCCUAAUAACGCCUUACGAGUGCAGGAGGCUAUCCUGAAAGAGCUAGCGCAGGAAGAGGUGCACAAAGUUAGCUGCUACGACCAAGAAGUGGAAGCUAUCGACGCCGAACCGAAAGAGUUAGCGGCUCAGACGCUCUCGUUCGCCGAUAGCAUGGGAGACGUGAAAGACGAGCAACCGCCGGGGUGGACGACGGCAACCGCCGAUAUGAAGUUCGAGUACCUUCUCUACGGCCACCGGGAUCAGUUAGCAUGCCACGUGUGCGGGAAAACCUUCAUGGACGAGAAUCGGCUGCGAAAACACGAGAAGCUUCACUCGGCCGACAGACCGUUCGUGUGCGAGAUCUGCAGUAAAGCGUUCACGACGCAAGCUCAUUUAAAAGAACACUUGAAGAUCCACACGGGCUUCAAACCGUAUCGUUGCGACGCUUGCGGGAAGUCGUUCAUCCGCGCGCCGGAUCUGAAGAAACACGAGCGUGUUCACAGCAACGAGCGGCCGUUCGGGUGCCAGAUGUGCGAUAAGGCGUUCAAGCACAAGUCGCAUCUGAAGGACCACGAGCGACGGCACCGAGGAGAGAAGCCGUUCGUGUGCAACUCGUGCACGAAGGCCUUCGCUAAAGCGUCCGACUUGAAGAGACACGAGAACAACAUGCACAGCGAACGCAAACAGUUGCCCGGUGGAUUGCAGAGCGAGACCGAACAGCUGCAAGCCGCGGCGAUGGCGGCCGAAGCCGAGCAGCAGCUGGAGUCCAUCGCGUGCUCCUAACACACUUCAGUCUUACUACUGUUCAUAUCAACUCUUUUUCUCCCGUUUUAGAAUUGUUUCUUUUUAUAUGUAAAUGGUGCGAAACAUUUUUCUCUUAUUGUACAGUUCAUACCAAAUGUAUUUGAGUAUUUAUGGCAGCUGACGGACGAUGAAUUGUUCGGUUGCCGUCGUACAGCGUUAACCGGACGCAUUUGUGAUGUUGUUGUGGCGAGAGUGGAGGAAUCGUUCCAUUUUCGCUCACUUUUGCGAAACGCUGCAUCGAUUUACACUUCGAGAUAUUUUUGCUGUAAUAAAAGACUGAAUCAUUCAA
Pimephales promelas (fathead minnow) is the source of this 2072-nucleotide messenger RNA. RefSeq names its product zinc finger and BTB domain containing 14 (gene zbtb14). Lineage: Eukaryota; Metazoa; Chordata; Actinopteri; Cypriniformes; Leuciscidae. Gene Ontology annotation, biological process: regulation of transcription by RNA polymerase II. The record is from RefSeq and is a predicted model, not a curated record. Gene Ontology annotation, molecular function: RNA polymerase II cis-regulatory region sequence-specific DNA binding; DNA-binding transcription factor activity, RNA polymerase II-specific; protein binding.